Ectocarpus siliculosus is the source of this 2839-nucleotide messenger RNA. The record is from the annotation of a GenBank genome assembly. Lineage: Eukaryota; Phaeophyceae; Ectocarpales; Ectocarpaceae.
AUGAAGUGGCCCAAGGGGAAGAAGAAGAAUGGCUCGGCCAAGAAGAAGAAGGUAGGCUCACAGCAACCAACCCCCACCAAGUCUGCUGCUGCCGACCAACGGUCGCAGGUUUCCACCCCGGGCGGGAGCGCCGGCGGCUCUUUGGGGCUUGGAACGCUCCGCCUGGGGACGCUGCGAGCCGACAGCAGCAGCGCGCCCAUGUGCACCCCUACACCGACCAGUCGCAGGCAAUCCAUCUCGGAUCUCCUGGGGCCGGAUACCGACGGGGAAGGGGAGGACUUGAGCACGGUCACGGCCUCGCCGGCCCUGAGAAACAUCAUCUCCAACAGGAAGUCCUUGUCCGGGAGCUUCGACACCAAGAGGGGCAAGGGUGACUCGAUCACCACCUACACAUCAGAGGAGAAGGCGGUUUUUGCGUGCCAUCUCAACGCUCACUUGGUGGGGGAUCCGUUCCUGACCCACCUGAUGCCGCUCGACCCGGGAGGCGCGGACCUGUUCGACAGCUUCAAGGACGGGGUCCUCAUGUGCCGCAUCGUCUGCCUCGCCAUUCCCGGCUCCAUAGCUGACACCAACGUCAACACACCCACGAACGACGAGCCCCUGAGUCUGUACAAGGCCAACGAGAACCUGAACGUGGCCCUCGAAGCGGCGGAAAAACACGGACUGCAAGUCGUCAACAUCGGGGCCACGGACAUCAUCCAAGGCCGGCCGGCGAGCAUCCUAGGGCUCACGUGGCAGCUCAUCCGGAUCCACCUCCUCGCACAGAUCAACCUCAAGGGUUGUCCUGACUUAAUUCAUCUAAUGGAGGGGGGCGAGUCGAAGGAGGCUUUCUUCGAGCUCCCCGUGGAGGAGGUGCUGCUGCGCUGGUUCAACCACCACCUCCGGUGGGGGGGAAGCGAGCGGCGUGUAGCCAAUUUCGGCGAUGAUCUAGCGGACGGCAGAUGCUACGUGACUCUCAUCAAGGAGCUGAACGACAAGUUCAAGGGCGAGGAGGUGGAUCCCACCGAAGAAGAGGACGCGAAGCGGGCGCAGUUCCGCCGCGCGUGCCUGGUCAUCUCCGGGGCAGAGGGGAUCGGCCUGGCUCCCCUGAUACGCGCAAAUCACAUCACUGGCAAGGCCCACCUGUACAACAUCGCGUUCGUGGCCCAGCUGCUCAACAGGCGGCCUCGCAUCCACCGGGAGAGCCUCCACCUGGACGCUUCCGUUACCAUGCAGGCGUGGUUCCGCAUGGUGAGCGUCAUGCGGCGCACCAACCCAGUGUUGGAGGAGCGGCGGCGGUCUGCUCAGACGCUUACACGCGCGUGCCGAAGGUGGAUGACGGCCCGCAAUCGACUGCGAGCGGCGACUGCUCUACAGGCGUUGUGGAGAGGGGGCGAGGGGAGAGCGAUCGCGGCGAAUCGCAGGUUCCUCGCGGCGAAGCGUCUGGCGGACCAAGCAGAGGCAAAAGCUGCCCGACAGGCUGCCAAGCGCAAGCGGGAAGCUGCGGCUCUUCAGCGAGAGAAGGAAACGGCCGCGGCGAGAUCGAUGCAGGCGUUGGCGAGAGGAGUGGCUACCAGGCAGGCUGUCUCCGAGGCGCUGGAGUCUCGGGGCCUGCCCCUGUUGUUGGCGGAACAACGGCGCCGGGGCUCAUAUGGAUCCAACCUCAAGGGAAGCAAGGUGAUGCAGGGGAUCAGCCCUCGCACGUCGGCGGCGUCAUCCAUCCGCAUGUCAGAGGAUUCGCCGGCGGGUGAGGGAGGACAAGACCACUCGUUUGGUGGAGGGUCGAUAACUCCAGCGUACGACGGCGAAGAGCCGCAGGGGUCACCCAGCUGGUUCGACCGCGUGUUUUCGGGCAUUUCGUUCGGCAUGCCGGACAGGGGGAACAAGAACCCCAAGAGGACAGCCGCAGCGGCGGCCAUGGUCAUCCAGCGCUGGCAGCGGCGAGUGGCUGCGGCGCGAGUGGAGACGGCGAGGGCGCGACAGGAGGUGGCCAACAGGCGCUGGGCGGUUGACAAGCUUCACUCUGCCUACGCGAACAGGUGGCGCUUCGAGGUGGCCGCUCGGCGAGAGAGGCGCCAGAAGUGGGAAGAAGAGGCACGGAGGAAUAUCGGUGACAAGGGCGGGCGUGGAUUGCGCGGUCUGUGGGCGGACAUCACGAGUCUUGCUUCCAGCGAUGACUUCUUCUCGUUCAAGGGAUGGCUUGCACGACGCCAAGCCCGGCAGUUACAGCAGAAGGAUAUGGAGGAAGCGGAUGCGGACUGCUGCGACGUGGCUGGUGAGCACGUCCUCGCCUCGGAGAUCGACGCCUGGAAGCUGCCCAACCAGGUCUUCGGGGGUGCCGGGAUGGGAUGGGCGCAAGAAGAGCGAGCUCGUGCUCUGUGCAGUAUCAAGGACGAUGCCGCGUGGUCUUCUCCGGAGAAGGCUCUGUCUCCCGUGAAGGUGUUCGCGAUGGUGUCGGUUCUCCUCACAGUGGCGUUUGAGGGGGUGCUGCCGAACGCCGCAGCUAUCGGACUUUAGUGAGCUAGCAAAGCUCCGCCCUGGACCCAUUUUCUUUCUGCUUUCCGAGAAGAGAGAACUGUGUCGUACUUCAAGUUCACCCAAGUUUCAUUUGCGUAUUGAUCGUGCCGUCAGGAAGGGACACAGCACUACGUAUGAGUUAAUUACAAGUAUUGAGCCAGGCGGGACGGCCUUUUCCUACCAGAUGAACCUACGGAGUAUAGAACCACCAUUGUAGCUGACUGGAUCCGUGGGGAAUGUGAGGAGUGUCUACAGCCGCUCAACCUUGCUGGUUUUGGUGACAUGAGGUCUUUGUAGUUUACACUGGCACGAACCAACCACGGCCCACGCUGCAGAAGGCAUU